CUGGUAUCAUGCAUGCAGUUCGAAUCGGUCUGGUGGGAGAUGGGUUGGAUGGAUUUGAGGUUUAGGGUUUAUUUAUUCAUAUUAUUAUUUAUUCCAAACACAAACCGUUCCGACUUCCGAUCAUCGUUUCAUCAAUCCGUUUUCACUUUUCAGACUAUAAAUUCAAGCACUCCACUGUUCAGAAUCGUUGAAAUUUGAUCGCGAUUUCUCCAAUAUGGUCAGAUAAUCAUCCCAUCUCAAUCUUUCUGUAUCCAUGCCAAAAUUUACUAAUUCGAAGUUCGAAUUCACCUCUCAGACAUGAGUUUUCUCAAGGGCAUAAUCGAUUCCUUCAACUCGAUCCUGUCUUCUCCUUCAUCUUCCUCAUACGAGACUCAGCAAAACCCUAGCUCCUCCGAUCACUCGACAAUGGCGAGCGUGGCGGGGACUUCGGUCUCGAACGAGCGAAUUGCGUAUAAGCUCAAAGGCUAUUUCGAUUUGGCCAAAGAGGAGAUCGCUAAGGCCUUUCGGGCCGAAGAGUGGGGUUUGCCUGAUGACGCGAUUCUGCAUUACCAGAAUGCUCAGCGCAUAUUGAUGGAGGCCAUUUCAACGCCCGUGCCCUCGUACAUCAGCUCUAGUGAACAUGAGAAGGUGAAAUCUCUUCGCAACAAUAUAUCAAAAUGGCAGGGCCAUGUUUCGGAAAGACUUCAAACUCUAAGUCGCCGAACAGGUCAUACAUCAAUGGUUAAGAACACUUCUGCUAAGGCACAAGCAACAGCAGUUCAAUCAACAGCGUCUAAUGCUAGAAAACAUGCAUUCCCAAAGUCUGCUGGUUCCCAUAGACAUGGUUCAGUUUUGAGAAGCCAGACAAAUAAUGUUGUAAGCUCAAAGCCUGCACAAGACACUGGUUCCGGUUGUGAUUCAAAAUUGGUUGAAAUGAUAAAUUCUACGAUUGUAGACAGGAGUCCUUCUGUUAAGUGGGAAGAUAUUGCUGGUCUUGAAAAGGCAAAACAAGCUUUGUUGGAGAUGGUAAUUCUACCAACUAAAAGAAAAGACUUGUUUACUGGUCUUCGUCGCCCUGCUAGAGGUUUGCUUCUUUUUGGUCCACCUGGUACUGGAAAGACCAUGCUUGCCAAAGCUGUUGCUUCACAGUCACAGGCAACAUUUUUCAAUGUUUCUGCUUCUUCCCUAACAUCAAAGUGGGUGGGGGAAGGUGAAAAGCUCGUUAGGGCACUCUUUAUGGUUGCUGUAUCUAGACAGCCAUCUGUUAUUUUCAUUGAUGAGAUUGAUAGCAUCAUGUCAACAAGGUUAGCAAAUGAGCAUGAUUCAAGCAGAAGAUUAAAGUCAGAAUUUCUAGUUCAGUUUGAUGGGGUGACCUCAAAUUCUGACGAUCUAGUGAUUGUUAUUGGUGCAACUAAUAAGCCACAAGAAUUGGAUGAUGCAGUUCUUAGGAGAUUGGUGAAGAGAAUAUAUAUUCCUUUACCGAAUGCCGAUGUCAGGAUACUUCUAUUGAAACACAAACUCAAAGGCCAAGCUUUUUCCUUGCAUGCUAGAGACCUAGAAAGGCUUGCGGAAGAGACAGAAGGAUACUCUGGAAGUGAUCUACAAGCCUUGUGUGAAGAAGCUGCAAUGAUGCCAAUUAGGGAGCUUGGUGCUAACAUUCUCACCGUUGAGGCAAAUCAGGGCAAGGGUUCCAGGUUGGUGCUACUUCAGGGAUACCUUAAGGAUAGGCUAUAUUGGCUGAUUCCAGCAUUUGAUCAUGCUGCUCACAGCAGCUCGACCCAGUCUAUCAAGCCUUUGUUUGCUAAUAAUGAUUUUCUUUUGAAUAAAUGUAAUAGACAAAACUCAUUUUGUCAUGAACUGUCACAUAGUGCAAAUAUAGCCCAAAAUACUAAUGUGUGCUAGCAAUGGCAUGUAAGAUUAGGGCAUCCACCUUCCAAUGUAUUGAAAUCUGUUUUGAAUAAAAUUCACCUUAUUCACAUUUAGCUCUUCUAUUUUGUGAUUCUUGUAAACUUGACAAAUUGCAUCAACUUCCUUUUGCUGAUUGUGAAAUCAAGUCAACUAAACCAUUGGAGUUGGUUUAUUCAGACUUAUGGGGUCCCUCACCUAUCAUGUCUAUUGAAGGAUAUAGAUAUUAUAUUGUUUUUGUGGAUGUAUACACUAGAUGCACCUAGCUAUAGCUCUAUCCACUUUUACAAUCUUUCACAAGUUUGCUAAGCUUCAAUGUCAGACUAAACUUAAAACCUUACAACCUUGUUUACUUGCCCCUAUACUCACCAAUAGAAUGGCGUGGUUGAAAGGAAACACAAACACAUAGCUGAAAUGGGCCUCACUCUGUUAGCUCAUGCUCAUAUGCCAUUAAAGUUUUGGGUAGAAGCCUUUCAGGCUGUUGCUCAUACAAUUAACCUGUUACCAACUUCUCCCAUCAAGUUUAAUAUGCUCUUUGACUUACUCUACCACAAACCACCCAAUUAUUUCUUGCUACAACUGUUUGGUUGUGAUUGUUUUCCCUAUCUUAGAGCCUAUAACAAGCACAAGUUUGAUUUCCACUCUACGAAAUGUGUCUUCCUUGGAUAUAGCCACGCUCAAGCCGGUUACAAGUGUUUGCAUCCAUUGAGAAAGGUGUAUGUUUCUAGACAUGUGCAGUUCAAUCCUAAUGAUUUUUCCUUUCCUACUUUGUUUCCUUCCACCUCAUCUACUUCUUCAUCACAGUCAGCUCCAAAUGGGUUUUCUACUUCAUUCUUCCAAUCUCUUCCUUCUUUCACUUAUGUUUCUUCUUCUCCUCAAGUAGCACAACCCUCAGCUCCUGUCAUGCUGACCUCUAUUUCACCUGAUUCACAAGUUUCUUCUACUGAGUCCGUGUCUUCUUAUCAUGAGAUACAAUCUCCUUAUUCUCAACCACCUGCACCUAAAUCUUGUUUACCUAGACCCAAAAUUGCUUCCACAUUGGCAGAUAUCGAUGCUGAGGAUUUGGUGUUGGUCUUAGCAGAGGUAAGUAAAGCAAGUGCUUCAAGAGAGCUUGAAAUACUUGUUGAACAAAGAGAUGUUUUCUCUUUCAUCCAUAAGAUAAAGCCAUGAAGGAAAAAGAACAAGAGGCCCAAGAAAAGAGAAAAGAAUAAGUAAAGGCAAAGGAUAAAUCAGAUAGUGAAAACUAGAAUUGGAUGAAGAAAUAGUGGCACAAUAGUAGUAGUUUCUUGGGGACAAGAAACCUCUCAAGGAGGGGGGAUUGUCACAACCCCAAGGGUAUAGUAGUAAAUGUACUAGUAGUUGUAGUACAAUGCAUUGGUUGUAUUGUACCUUAGGCUGCUGAUUCAUGUUGUACCUUUCAGUUAACUACUAAUUGAAAGAUAGAACAACCUAUAAAUAAACUAGAGUAGUUAGAGAAUGUAUCGUGGAAUGAUAAUCAUAUUGUCUUUCUCAGAUUCUCUCUCUUUCUCUUGGUCCUCCCUAAUUUCCCUUUCAAUUCUUUGUUCUCCCUCUCUUUCUGUCUAAUUCUCUCUCCAAUUCACGUUUUCUACCUAAAAAGCCCUAACUCAGAUCUUAGGAGUGUGACAAAAAACUUGGAAAUAACUUAUGAAUUGUCUUAAGAGAAGCCUUGUGGAGGGUUUUAAAGAAAAAAAAAGUUAAAGUUGCUUAAUAUACAAGUUACUAAAAACAUGUAUUAUCAAGUAAAAAUAUGUUUUAAGACUUGUGAAAGAGAUACUAAUGGUUUUCAAUUAAAAUUGAAUUAUAUUAAGGACCUAUACUGUAAAAAGAUUUGCCUAGGAUUAAGUCUUGAGACUCAGGAGAGGAAAGAAUCAGAGAAUGAUGCGGGUAUCAACAGUUUUCUAGAAGUCCGUUAGUUAUAUUGUAGCAGUAACUGCCACGUGUAUAAGGUAGGUACCAGUUCUAUUUAAAUCCUUGUAACUCCCGCCCUCUAUGGUUUAUAAAUAAAAGGCCGGGGGGGGGCAUUUCAACUGAUGAUGUCAUUCUAUCUUGAGAGAAAGAGUAUGUGUUGUGUAUGCUAGAGAGAAGUUUGUGUUAUAGCUUUGUGUCAUGGCCUAAGCUUGACAAUUGUCUCUCUUCCUAUUCGCUAUGAAUGGGAAGAUGUUCCCAAAGGAACGGAGUACUAAGCCGAGGAAAGAAAGAAAGGAGAGAAAGAGAGAAUUGAGAGAGUAAGAAUGAGAGAGGGGGGAUAAAAUAUUUAGAUAUUCUUCAUUGAUACCCAAGGAAAUCGUUAGGAGAUGAUUUAUACAGCCUACCAAGGCAUAUUCCUACAGCUAGGUGGUUGUAACUGUCUAUUGCCAGCUAUAUCCACAUGCACGUGGAUUCCCUAGGCUAACAAUCUCUAAUAGAAUCGGAAUUACAAUAGUGAGUAAAAAUAAUAGUAAGAAAAUUAUAGUAAUAAAAGAAACAAGAAAUUAAGAAUUGAAAAUUCUUCCUAGGGUCAAGUUCAUAGCGUGACAUUUUCCCCUUGUUAAAAAAUUCUUGUCCUCAAGAAAUGUUGAGGAGAUUAGUCGAUCUAGGAAACUGCUUGAGUAAAUUAGGAAGAUAUUCUCAAGUGUUGUCCUCAACUGUACCAUCUUUCCACUUGACCAAAACCUAGAUAAGGGGUGUCCCUUGCUUGUAUAUGACCUUUCUGUCCAUUAUAGCCUCCGGUUCUACGGCCUUACUGAUCUCUUUAGGUAGUGUAGGUAAGGAAGGGCUCACCCUUUGUGUUCCUACAGACUUAUUUAAGAGUGAAAUGUGAAACACUGGGUGGAUGUGAGAGUCUUUUGGGAGCUACAGUCGAUGGGCCACUUGCCCAAUCUUAGCAAUUAUGGGAAAGGGCCCAUAAUACUUAGGACUAAGCCUGUCCUUGAGAUAUAGACUUCAAAUGGACCUGCAAAUAUACCUCUUCUCCCACAGCCAAUUCCUUCUCUCCUUCUGCGGUCUGAAAAUUGCUUCAUCCUAUUCUAGGUUGAAGCUAACUCCCUUUUCAGCUAUUGUAAAACCUUCUUUCUCUGCUGCAUAUAAUCCUCUACAAUGGCCACUGUUGAAUAAUUUCCCACUGUUGGCAGAAUAAGCGGUUUGUAUCCAAAUAGGGCCUCAAAUGGGGACAUUUUAAGGGAUGUGUGGUGGUUGGAAUUGUAUCACCACUAGGUCAAAGAUAGCCACCUAUGUCAGCUCUUAGGAUGUAGGAAACUCACACACCUCAAGUACGUUUCUAAGCUUUUAUUAACUCUUUUUGUCGGCUAUCAACCUGGGGAUGAUAGGCUGUGGACAUGUUCAACUUUGUUCCCAAUGCUUUCAUGAGCUCCUGCCAUAAGAGGUUGGUAAAAAUCUUAUCACAAUUUGAUGUUACGGUCUUAGGAACCCCAUGCAUUUUCACCACUUGAUUCAGAAAAAUUCUAGCCACAUCUUAGGCUGUAAAGGGGUGAGUGAGCCCUAUAAAAUGAGCAAAAAUUCUAGCCACGUCUUUGGGCUUCAUUUUGACAUGAUGGUAGCCAAACCUAAGGUCAAGUUUUGAAAAGAAAUAGGCAUCAUGUAGUUCAUCCAUCAAGUCCUCCGCUAAGGGUAUAGAGAAUUUAUCUUUAAUAGUUAAAGCAUUCAAUUUACAGUAGUCAACACAAAAACGCCAAGACCUAUCCUUCUUUUUAACUAGGAGGAUUGGCGAGGCAAAAGGGCUUUGGCUAUGUCUUAUGAAGGAUCGGUUUAACAUAUCCUUCACCAUCUUUUCAAUUUCAAUUUUCUGGGUUGGGGAGUACCUAUAGGACCUGAUGUUGAUGGGUUCAGCAUUAGGCUUCAAGUUUAUGGAGUGAUCCAAGGUUCGGGUUGGAGGUAAUGGUUGUGGGUUCAACAAAUAAGUCCUUGUAGUUAUCCAACAAUUCAUCAAUUAGGUGCUGAGAAUGUACCUGGUUAAGCUCUCGGGGCUGAGAUGUGACUGUCAAGUGCACCUCCCCUUGCAACUCCUUCUUAGGCCCUUCCUCCACUAUCAUCAGUGAGCCUUCCCCCAUGGCCACCAGUGAUAACAAUUGAGACAAUUGACACCAUUUGUUCUUGAGCAUUUUGUACAAUUUCUUUCCUGAGAUCAUUUUGCAAGAAAUGGUUUCCCUUUCCCCAGUCAGUGUCAUUUUCUUUCCUCCAUUGUCAAAGUAAACCUCCAUUCUAUUGAAGUCAAAACUGAUGGAGCUUACUCCCUUCAUCCAGUCAACCCCCAACACCACAUCACAUUUCCCUAAUUGUAGUAGCCUCAAAUCCGCCUCAAAUUUCUCUCUUUGCAUCUCCCAAGUAUACCCGUGGCAUGCUGAUUUGCUAAGUACCCUAUUAUCAUUUGCUACUGUCACACUUAGAGGUUGAGUUCGCUGGAGCAAGCAUUUAUUUUAGCCUCUUAGCUGUCCCUUCAGAAAGCUAUGUGUGCUUCCACUAUCAAUUAGGAUCAGCAAGUUAUGAUUCUUCAUACUCUCUGGUACCUUAAUUAUUUUGUUGUUAGUCACUCCCUUGAGUGCAUGCAGUGAAAUUUCUCCGUUGUUUUCCUCUUUUGAUUCACCACUCUCUUUUACUUCCUCUUUAGACCCCUCAGCUUUAUCCUCCUCUUCUCCUUCCAACAAUAAAAUUUGCCUCCUACAUUGAUGUUCGGGAUGAUACUUAUCCCUACAUCUAAAACAGAGGCCAACCAACCUUCUUUGCUCUCUUAAUUGCUCCCUAUAAGGCACGGUGCUGGGCCCUGUCCCCUGUUUCGUACUUCCUCUACUCUUGCCUACUUCUCUGUUAACAUAUUUGACUCCUCCGCUGGCUGAUCCCACUGUUAACCUCUUGUGUUGUUGCCUCUGCUUCUUCAUAAGUGCUUUUACAAUCAUUUCUUGUAACCUUGCACUUUCAAUCGCUUGUACUACUAUUUGGGGCCUAAUCAUCUUUAUCAUUGGCCUUAUGUCCUCACUAAGCCCACUCAAGAAGCUUAAUACGAAAUAAACUUUAGUAAGGUGUGGGUUUUGUUGAGUCAUAUAGGACCUCAAAUCCCUUUUAAGUAAAUUUCUACACUUCCAGUUUGUUUUAGCUUGUUGAACUCCUCAACGGUGUCCACUCUAUUUCUUUCUCCAAAUCUUUCACAUGGUUUGGCUACAAACUCAUCCCAGGUGAAUUUGUUCUGCACACUUACACCCCCCUUGGAACCAGGCAUCAACAGCCUCAUUAAAGUAGGCUGCAACGAGUGUUACUCGUUGCCUCAUUGGUAUAUUAUUGCACACGAAGACCCUCUCACAUUUCCUUAUCCACCAUCGGGGGUUGAUCCCCUCAAAUAUAGGAAUUUCCAUCUGGGGCAUGGUGAACCUCGGGUGUUGCCCAUUAGGUGUGCCAUUCCUAUCGUUUUCCACCACUCCUUCCAACGUUUCUUUUGAAUCAGCCUCUAUUUCUGCAUUGGCACGACCCCUACCUCCCUCAUUUCUAUGCAAUAUAGGCUCAUUUCUAUCUCUAGGGGGAAAGUUUUCAACCAUCCUUACCUGGUUUUGGCGUGUGAACAUUACCAUAAAUUGUUGUUUGUCAUCUCGCAGCCUAGCCAUUGACCCAUCUAGCCUCUUCUCCAUACCUUCCAGCCUCUGCCCCAUUCCUUCCGGGGCACCAUCCAUCCUGCUAUCCAUAGCCCAGAUCGUCUCUCAAUUUUGGGCUUCUCCCGCCUCCAUCUGGCCCAUCCUAUUCUAGAGCUCGGUCAUUGUUGAGCUAAUUUGUUGCAGUUGCAUCUCAAAAUUCCUCAUGCGCAUUCUGUUCGCCAUCCUCACUUCUACUGUUAUGCCUAGGACUGAUGCUCUGAUACCAGUUUGUCACAAACCCAAUGUGACAAUGUAAUCCACCUUCUAAUUCGAUAUGAAUUAGAGGGGUCAGUAGGGAUUUUAGAGAAGAUGAAGUAGGUAAGAGAGAGAUUAGAAAGGGAGGAAGAGAAGAGGAGAGAAAAUAGAGAGAUGAUAAUAGAGAAAUGAUAGAAUUCUUUCUAAUUUUUCAUGUCGUUACAAGCUGAGUCUAGAGGAUAUAUAAACCUCUAGCAUGGGUGCUGCCACAGCAGAUCCCACCCCUAAUAACCAACUCUUUUGUCUUUUUCCCAGGCCCCUUUACACGUGAAAUACCCCCUAAAAUAUCCUACCCUUACAGCUGUAAUAUCUCAACUAAUACAAAUGCAUAAAGUAAAUAAAACAUAACAAUAUAACAUAAAGGAAAUGACUAAGAAAGUUCAAAUUUGUCAAUAAACGGCGGAUGUCGCGCUUAGAUCAUAGUGGUGACAUGAAGAAUGCAAAGGUUAGAAUUGGACAUGAUUCUGAUAUAACUAAAAAGCUCUUUAAAUUCUCUACGACAAAUUUUCUGUUGAAUUAAAAAAAAGUACAUAGUAAAUUUGAAGUUUUCCUAUUCCACUCCCCAAGUUUGUGCUUGGACUCUUUUAACUUCAAAAGCAUUUUAUCAUAGAUCAUGCAUAUGUAGACGCACUUUAAGAACUGAUCAAGGUGACUGUAGGUGCUACAUUGAGUUAAUACUAAAAUUCAAUUUUUAUCACUAUAUUAAAUUUACUAAAUCUUGUCUCAUAUGGGCCGCUGUACCAGGUGGGGUUCUAGAGAAUUAGUGAUCAAUUCAUACUGAACUUUUUCGAACUCAAAAAUCCCAUCAACAAUGGCACAGCUGAAAAUUGUAAUGUUAGGCAGGGAACUAGUACAUGACCACUGCUCAAUCUGCCUAAGAAUUGGUUCCUUAGAAUCAUGACAGUUCUCCCCUUAUAAGGAAAAUAAAAUGGAUCAGAUUAAAGGACCCCUGCCUGGCUGCUGCUAUUUUCCUUUGAAUGAUUUAAGAUCUUUGGGAAAGUUGAUCACGUUGUCAUUAUUGUCUAGGCAUAUUUAUUCUGCUUCAGACAUAGACAAUGAACGAUUGUGAUGCUGAAUUUGCCUUCUUCCCUGUAUAUCAUUUUUGUUGAUACCCUUG
Molecule: messenger RNA, 8892 nt
Organism: Diospyros lotus (date-plum)
Lineage: Eukaryota; Viridiplantae; Streptophyta; Magnoliopsida; Ericales; Ebenaceae
Exons: 13
Coding region: 298-1881 (527 amino acids)
Cellular component (GO): microtubule cytoskeleton
Molecular function (GO): ATP binding; ATP hydrolysis activity
Source: RefSeq, a predicted model, not a curated record